Messenger RNA from Oncorhynchus gorbuscha (pink salmon), 3144 nucleotides. Its product is annotated as junction plakoglobin-like. Gene Ontology annotation, molecular function: alpha-catenin binding; cadherin binding; protein phosphatase binding. Gene Ontology annotation, biological process: positive regulation of transcription by RNA polymerase II; cell adhesion. The record is from RefSeq and is a predicted model, not a curated record. The transcript has 16 exons. The coding region runs from base 190 to 2379 and encodes 729 amino acids. Lineage: Eukaryota; Metazoa; Chordata; Actinopteri; Salmoniformes; Salmonidae. Gene Ontology annotation, cellular component: adherens junction; catenin complex.
CGCUUCAGUCGUAUGCUGUAACCUAGUGGAGUUUAUUUGAGAUAAUGUCAUGUUUUGUAGUGUUCGGAAAGCGAAUGUUCUCUCUUCCGAUCAAAGAUAUUCGAGCAACAGUGUUUUCUCCAACAAGAUGCUGUGAUGUGUUGUGAAUAGAAAGUUCUCUCCAAAGGCCAGUUUUGAGACUGGACGGUGAUGAUGUCCAUGCAAAUGAACGAGGCAGAGAGCUCGGUGAAGGUGGCCGAGUGGCAGCAGACAUACUACGCCCACGACUCCGGCAUCCAAUCAGGCGCCACCACCGUGCGAGAUGACGAGGGCACAGAGUACAGCGCCAAGAAGUAUGCCGUCACCACCACGUUGGUGGAAAACCCUACAGAGGUGGAGGCCCAGUACACCCUGACGCGGGCCCAGCGGGUGAGAGCGGCCAUGUUCCCAGAGACCCUGGUGGAGGGCGAGGCGGUGCUGUCCACUCAGACUGACCCGGGUCAGCAGACCAACGUCCAGCGACUAGCUGAGCCCUCGCAGCUCCUCAAGACCGCCAUCGUCCACCUCAUUAACUACCAGGAUGACGCCGAGCUGGCCACUCGCGCCGUGCCCGAGCUCACCAAGCUGCUGGCCGACGAUGAUGCGGUGGUGGUCAACAAGGCGGCCAUGAUCGUGAACCAGCUGACACGGAAAGAGGCGUCUCGCCGGGUGCUGAUGCAGUCCCCCCAGAUGGUGGCGGCGGUGGUGCGGGCCAUGCAGAACACGGGAGACAUGGAGACAGCCCGUUGUGCCGCCAGCGUCCUCCACAGCCUGUCGCACCAGAGAGAGGGCCUGUUCGCCAUCUUCAAGUCCGGGGGCAUCCCCGCACUGGUCCGCAUGCUCAGUUCUCCCAUGGAGUCAGUGCUGUUCUAUGCCAUCACCACCCUCCACAACCUGCUACUGCACCAGGAGGGAGCCAAGAUGGCGGUGCGCCUGGCCGACGGCCUGCAGAGGAUGGUGCCCCUGCUGAAAAAGAGCAACCCCAAGUUCCUGGCCAUCACCACUGACUGCCUGCAGCUCCUCUCCUAUGGAAACCAGGAGAGCAAGCUUAUCAUCCUAGCCAACGGGGGCCCUGAGGGGCUGGUCUUCAUCAUGAGGAACUAUAAUUACGAGAAACUGCUGUGGACCACCAGCCGUGUCCUCAAAGUUCUCUCAGUGUGCCCUAGCAACAAGCCCGCAAUAGUGGAAGCUGGGGGCAUGCAGGCCCUGGGACAGCACCUGACUGGCUCCAGCCAGCGCCUCACACAGAACUGCCUCUGGACCCUGAGGAACCUGUCUGAUGCUGCCACUAAACAGGAGGGUCUGGACGGCCUGCUGCAGGUGUUAGUGGGACAGCUGGGUUCGGACGACGUCAACAUGCUGACGUGCGCCACUGGGAUCCUGUCCAACCUCACCUGCAACAACUCCCGCAACAAGACCCUGGUCACGCAGUGCGGCGGAGUCGAGGCGCUCAUCCACGCCGUGCUGCGGGCAGGAGAAAAGGAGGAUGUGGCUGAGCCCGCUGUCUGCGCCCUGCGCCACCUGACGUCACGCCACCAGGACGCUGAGCUGGCCCAGAAUGCUGUGCGGCUGCAUUAUGGUAUUCCUGCCAUUGUCAAGCUGCUGGGGCAGCCCCACUACUGGCCUGUGGUGAAGGCCACGGUUGGUCUGAUCCGUAACCUGGCGCUGUGCCCAGUCAAUCAGGCCCCACUGAGGGAUGCUGGAGCCAUCCCCCGAUUGGUCAACCUGCUGCUGAAGGCUCACCAGGACACCCAGAGACACGCCUCCAGUUCUCAGCAGACGUACCAGGAUGGUGUUCGUAUGGAGGAGAUAGUGGAGGGCUGUACAGGAGCCCUGCACAUCCUGGCUAGAGACCCCGUCAACAGGGGAGAGAUCGCCAGCAUGCAGACCAUCCCACUCUUUGUACAGCUGUUGUACUCGUACGUGGAGAACGUGAAGCGUGUGUCUGCGGGGGUGCUGUGUGAGCUGGCCCUGGACAAGCAGUCUGCGGAGAUGAUCGACGCAGAGGGAGCCUCCGCGCCGCUCAUGGAGCUGCUGCACUCCAACAACGAGGGCAUCGCCACCUAUGCAGCAGCCGUUCUCUUCCGUAUCUCGGAGGACAAGAGUUCUGACUACAGGAAGCGUGUGUCCGUGGAGCUCACCCACUCACUGUUCAAACACGACCCUGCAGCCUGGGAGAUGGCCCACAAUGCUGUACCCAUGCAAGCUGCAUACUUGGCGGAUGAGCUGGAUGGAGGCUACCCCCCCUUUGGCUACUCUGACCUGGGCAUGGGCGGGAUGCCACUGGAAGCAGAGAUGCAUGAGCAGUACAUGCCUGAGAUGGCCUACGAUCCCCGACAGGCCUACCCAGAGCCCCUCUAACACACAGGGCCAGGCACAAAAUGGAAAGGGUGAAAUUGGCGUGAACACCAUGGAGGGACAGCUGAAAGAGGAUUUCACCACAAAGGGAAACUCCUAUUUCAUGGGGAGACAUUGGCCAAUCAGGGGCUGUUGUCAGAAAACACAAGAAAAAGAAAAGAAAAAAACAAUAACAAGAAUUUAGUGUUACUCAAAAUGAAAAGUUGCUUUGUUACAGUUAAUGUGGAGGGAAAUUGAACUUUAACUUGUAGAUGCUGUGUUGGUUUUAGGCGUUUCCUUGCAUAUUUACAUUGCAGAUUAUUAUUAUUUUUCUUCAUGUGUAUAAUUUACAUGGCGGUAUGCAGUAGUCCUCAACAAUAACCAGUAACAUUGAGUUCAGACAAGAAGUCCUGUUCGCCACGUUAUGAGACCAGUGGCUAAUUGAAACAGCAGCGGUCCCUGUGCUGCCUAUAACUGUCUAUCAGUCCAGUCCAGUCUAUGAUCCAGACUGCUGCCGGGUCUGAGGUUCCGAGACACGCACCCUCUCCCCAGAAUGUGUGUACACAGCCACUCUCUCCCAGCCGAGUGGUCUCCCAGGCACACUAAACUACAACUUCAGCUGGUGUGUUUGGUUCACCUCUCUUCCUGUGGACCGGUCUUGCUCACCAACAGUUAUAGACACUCAACCGACACAGUAUACAUACAGUGCCUUGCGAAAGUAUUCGGCCCCCUUGAACUUUGCGACCUUUUGCCACAUUUCAGGCUUCAAACAUAAAAAUAUAAAACUGU